Molecule: messenger RNA, 1065 nt
Organism: Drosophila willistoni
Lineage: Eukaryota; Metazoa; Arthropoda; Insecta; Diptera; Drosophilidae
Exons: 2
Coding region: 1-1065 (354 amino acids)
Biological process (GO): DNA integration
Molecular function (GO): nucleic acid binding
Source: RefSeq, a predicted model, not a curated record
AUGGGUAAAAGUUGGAUUUAUCACAUGAAGAAGGAGGAUCUGCUACAGACAGGCCAAAGAAUCGGAGUCAGCAUGAACGGCACGGCAGAGAAGAUGAGAAAACAGCUAGGCGAAUGGGUAGACAACAACGAGUCUGACCCAGAAUGGAAGGAAGAGAUAAGCAGAUUAGACGACAAGUUCACAAAAAUGUUCAAACCAAAACCAGGAACGAGCGCAGCACAGACAGGCGAGAACGGUGAGCACAAGGAGGCCGAGGCGUUCCAUAAAAUGAACAUGGCUACUCUGACGAUUCCCGCAUUCGUACCACCAAGAUGGGGAAGCAAGCUGAACAUAGUAGCGGACGCCCUGUCGAGGCAACCAAUGGAAAUAUGCAAUCGCAUAACAGACAACGGUGCUAGGCUACGACAAGCCAAUAAGGAGUUUGGAUGGAUUCAGGAUAUGAUGAAAAAAAUCAAGCAACAGCCACAGAAAUAUACAGAGUAUGUGGUGGAGAAUAGCCAAUUAUAUAGAAACGUUAUAGAAGUGGUGGCAUGGAAAAUGUGUGUGCCAAAGAGUCUACGACACCAAAUAAUGAAGGAAAACCACACAUCAGCGGCCGGUCAUACGGGCAACCGGCGAACAAUUGCUAGGACCUACUACUGGCCGGGAAUGCAAAGAGACAUCAGAAUUUUCGUCGGGAAAUGCAUGACAUGUCCACAAUUCAAACCUAAUCAACAACAAGCGGCAAUAAAAUUGUUAACAAAGGUGCCUGAGGAGCCAUGGGCAACAAUAUGCGCGGACUUUGUUGGGCCGUUGCCCAGAUCAAAACACGGAAAUUCAAUGCUGCUGGUAAUUAUGGACCGUUUCUCGAAAUGGACAGAGAUCAUACCCAUGCGCAAGGCACCUGCAGAGAACUCGGUGAAGGCCUUCAGAAAAAGGAUUUUGUCAAGAUUCGGGACACCAAAAGUAGUCAUAUCGCAUAAUGGAGUCCAAUUCAAGAGCAGGAUCUUCAAGAAAGUGCUAGAAGGAUGGGGAAGCAGCCACCAAUUAACAGCGCCAUAUACGCCUCAGGAAAAUCAGACUUAA